Physella acuta is the source of this 3271-nucleotide messenger RNA. RefSeq lists its product as uncharacterized. Gene Ontology annotation, molecular function: transaminase activity; pyridoxal phosphate binding. Gene Ontology annotation, biological process: biosynthetic process. Lineage: Eukaryota; Metazoa; Mollusca; Gastropoda; Physidae. The record is from RefSeq and is a predicted model, not a curated record.
AUGGUGAACAAACUCCUACACCAGUGGGGACUGGAGAAGUUCCACAGCGAGAUGGUCAAGUUAGCAGCCAAGUACCAACAGAGGGCUCGGCAUAUGGAGGCGGCUUUACAGAGAUAUAUGGCGGGUAAGGGGGGUCAUAUGGGGGUAAGGGGGUCAUAUGGGGGUUAUAUGGAGGCGGCUUUACAGAGAUAUAUGGAGGAUCUUGCGACAUGGAACUUCCCGAGUGGAGGGAUGUUCUUCUGGGUGAGGAUCAAAGGCGUGUUAGACACGAGCCAGUUGAUGGAGGAAGCUCUGGCAGAGGGCGUGGCCAUUGUCGCUGGGCGGCUCUUCUCACCUGAUCAAGCUCCAAAACCUUUCAUACGGUUAUCUUUCUCGGUCGCUGGUGUGGAAGAAAUGGACAAGGGUAUUAAAAUCUUAGCUGAGGUUGUCAAAAAGAUUCAAGGAAAAAAUAAUCAAGCUGUUGUCGUUAACUUUCUCACUAAAGGUCUCGAAGAUUGUUCACAAUGUUGCAAUGAAUGUUCACCUUUAAAUGUGUGUACAAAAUCUACCGAAGAUCUCCUAACCUCACCCGUCUCCCUUCCUGACUACAUUGGGGCACUGAGUCGUAUGGGCAGACUUGCCGAGGACAACUCGCUUCGUCAACUCUACUCGAAAGCCUGCUCCAGUGGCAAGCCUGUCAUCUUUCUGGCCAAUGGUCUGCCCAACACCGAUACAUUUCCUGUUAUCAACGCUAUGUUUACUUUGAGGAAAAUGUUUUAUGAAGCUAAAAAUGUACAUAUAUUUCAUGUACUGCUGGAGGAAGGCGAUUAUCUAUUAGUGGAAAACGAAAUUUAUGCAAAUACUAUUGGCACGUCCAGACUGUACGGUGCCAGGACAAUCACGGUGCCCAGUGAUGAGGAAGGGAUGUUGGCUCAAGAUUUGGAAGAUGUUCUAGGAUGCUGGGCAACGACACAUCCCAACACGAAAAGACCACGAGUUUUAUACACGAUCACGUUCUGCAACAAUCCAAAGAGUAACACAUGGGAACAAAAUCGAUUGAAGGAAAUUUACAAAGUUUGUCGGAAAUAUGACGUCAUCAUACUUGAGGAUGCAGCAUACUACUUCAUGCAGUUUCAUCAGAGGCGGCGUGGCUUCCAGUCCAUUGAUGUAGAUGGUAGAGUGCUGAGGUUCGACACCUUCUCUAAGAUACUGGGAGCAGGCUAUCGCCUCGGCUGGUUAAGCGGACCUGCUAUGUUAGUUCAGAAGUUUGUCAUGAGCAUGUCCCAAAGCACCAUUCAUCCCAGCCUUCUCCCUCAGCUGAUGGUAAACAAACUCCUACACCAGUGGGGACUGGAGAAGUUCCACAGCGAGAUGGUCAAGUUGGCAGACACGUACCAACAGAAGGCUCGGCAUAUGGAGGCGGCUUUACAGAGAUAUAUGGCGGAUGUUGCGACAUGGAACUUCCCGAGUGGAGGGAUGUUCUUCUGGGUGAGGAUCAAAGGCGUGUCAGACACGAGCCAGCUGAUGGAGGAAGCUCUGGCAGAGGGCGUGGCCAUUGUCGCUGGGCGGCUCUUCUCACCUGAUCAAGCUCCAAAACCUUUCAUACGGUUAUCUUUCUCGGUCGCUGGAGUGGAAGAAAUGGACAAAAUCAACUUUGUUCUGGAAGAACAAUUUCAUAUCUUUACCAGCAACAUCUACAAUUAUAUUAACGGCCCCAACCCACAAUCUCUCAGGGAUCUCCUGAAUUCUCCCGUCUCUCUGCCAGACUACGCCAGUACUUUCAGCCGUACAGGCAGAAGAAUCGUCAACAAUAUCCUGCGGCGCAUGCACACGAAAGUUAAUGAGAGUGGUAAACGUACAGUCCUCAUGUCGGGCGGUCUACCUGAUGCCAACACUGUACCAGCAAUACAGGCCAAGUUUUUCUUGAGAGACGGCAAUGUGAUUGAGUUGGAUAAAAAUGAUAUGGCGGAUGUUGGAAACUACGGGCAGUCUGAAGGACUGCCAGAACUACGGGAAUGGCUAACAGAACUUCACCGAGUAGAACACGAGCCGCCACAGCUUAUCAGGACUGACCACCCAGAGCCGUUCAUGUUGACCAUAACCAACGGCAUCACAGACGGUCUCAGAGGGGUGUUUCACGUGUUGCUUGAUGAGGAGGAUCACGUGCUGAUAGAAGACGAAGUCUACUCCAACACCAUCAGUGCUCUCACAUUGUUUGGAGCAAAGCCAGUCACGGUGACAAGUGACGAGGGAGGGAUGUUGGCUCAAGAUUUGGAAGAUGUUCUAUCAUCCUGGGCAACGACACAUCCAAACACGAAAAGACCACGAGUUUUAUACACAAUUACCGCAUGCAACAAUCCAAAAAGCUAUACCAUGGAACAAGAAAGACUGAUAGACAUUUACAAGGUGUGUAGAAAGUACGACGUCAUCAUACUGGAAGAUGCAGCAUACUACUUCAUGCAGUUUCAGCAGAGGCGGCGCGGUUUCCAGUCCAUUGAUGUAGAUGGUAGAGUUCUGAGGUUCGACACCUUCUCUAAGAUUAUAGGCGCUGGGUAUCGCUUAGGCUGGCUUAGUGGACCAGAGACAAUAGUCAGAAAGUAUGUCGACAGCAUGGCACACAACACAUCUCAUCCUUGUAUCUUAUCGGAGAUCCUGAUAAGUAAAAUCCUGCAUCAGUGGGGACUUGAGACGUUUUACAGCGAGAUGCGCAAGUUGGCUGCCGCUUAUGAAAAGAAAGCUCAAAACAUGGACCGGAUUUUAAAGAAAUAUUUGUCAGAUGUUGCCACAUGGAACUUCCCGAGUGGAGGGAUGUUCUUCUGGGUGAGGAUCAAAGGCGUGUCAGACACGAGCCAGCUGAUGGAGGAAGCUCUGGCAGAGGGCGUGGCCAUUGUCGCUGGGCGGCUCUUCUCACCUGAUCAAGCUCCAAAACCUUUCAUACGGUUAUCUUUCUCGGUCGCUGGAGUGGAAGAAAUGGACAUGGGUAUCAAAAUUUUAGCAGAGGUCGUAAAAAGAUUGAAAUAAAAAUAUAAGUGAGCUAAUGAAAGUUGACGUCUUAACUUUAAAAAAAAAAAUAUGCACUCGAAUUUUUUGCAUGUUAUGCCUGAGCACGGUGCCAUAUUUGAUACUGUGUGCUUUGACCACAGGUGCUUUGACCAGGUGCUUUACCACAGGUGCUUUGACUACAGGUAUUUUGACCAUCGGUGGUUUGACCAUUGGUGGUUUGACAAUAGUAGCCAACCAUAGAAGCUUUGACCACAGGUGCUUUGACCAGUGUUUCUUCCAGACUUUUUUC